ACGAAAAUCAAUUCAUUUGCCUUUACAUAAACUCAAUCAAGUACUUUUACCCAAGCUCUAUUCAAGCUUAGGGUAUUUUGAGGGGUGUAACAUUUUAUUCUUUGCAUUGGUAAAUUUCCUGUUUAAGCCAUAUAUAUAUAUAUAUUGAUGUCGAUAAUAAUUGAUGCUCUAAGAAAGCAAGCACAUAAAUGAAUGGGACAACAAUCUCAAGACUUGUCCUCCCAAAACAACAACAGAUUCGCUCGUUUCACUGUUACUCAGCCUCAUACGACAUAGGAACAUGCAUUACAUCCCUUCAACAAUGUGCACAAACCACAAACCUCACCAAAGGCAAACAACUCCACACCCAUUUGCUCAAAAAUGGUUUCUUUGCAUCCCCACUCGCCAUCACCAGCAUCAUCAAUAUGUACUCCAAAUGCACCCUCAUCAACUAUGCUCUCAAAGUUUUCAACUACCCAACCCAUCAUGACAAAAAUGUAUUCGCUUACAAUGCAAUCAUUGCUGGAUUCGUUUCAAACGGACUCUCUCAACACUCGUUUGGUCUUUACAAGCAAAUGCGCCUUCUGGGUGUUGUUAUUCCUGAUAAAUUCACGUUCCCGUGUGUGAUCAGAGCUUGUGGUGAUGCUGGAGAUGUUUUUGAGGUUAAGAAGAUUCAUGGAUUGUUGUUUAAAUUUGGGUUGGAAUUGGAUGUUUUUGUUGGAAGUGCUUUGGUUACUACUUAUUUGAAAUUUUGGUUGGUUGUGGAUGCACAUGAGGUGUUUGAGGAAUUGCCUGUUAGAGAUGUUGUGCUUUGGAAUUCGAUGGUUAAUGGAUAUGCACAGAUUGGGUGCUUUGAGGAGGCUUUGGGGAUGUUCAGGAGGAUGGUGGAAAAUGGGGUGGUUCCUUGUAGAUAUACGGUUACCGGUGUUUUGUCGAUAUAUUCUGUGAUAGGAGACUUUGACAACGGACAGGCUGUUCAUGGAUUUUUGACGAAAAUGGGUUAUCAUUCCAGUGUUGUUGUUUUGAAUGCACUGAUUGAUAUGUAUGGGAAAUGCAAAUGUGCUAGUGAUGCUUUGAAUGUAUUUGAGGUUAUGGAUGAGAAGGAUAUGUUUUCAUGGAAUUCGAUCAUAUCAGUUCAUCAACGGUGUGGUGAUCAUUACGGAACUUUGAAGCUUUUUGAUAGGAUGCUUGGCAAUAAGGUUCAGCCUGAUUUGGUUACAGUUACAACAGUACUUCCGGCUUGCACUCAUCUAGCAGCCUUGAUGCAUGGUAGAGAGAUACAUGGGUAUAUGAUAGUAAAUGGGUUGGGUAAGGAAGGAAGAAACAAUGACUUUGAUGAUGUUCUAUUGAACAAUGCUUUGAUGGACAUGUAUGCAAAAUGCGGAAGUAUGAGAGAUGCUCGCAUGGUUUUUGAUAACAUGACAGAGAAGGAUGUGGCCUCAUGGAACAUCAUGAUCACUGGUUAUGGAAUGCAUGGUUAUGGUGAUGAGGCAUUAGAUACGUUUACUCGUAUGCGUCAAGCUCAAUUGGUACCGAAUGAAAUCAGUUUUGUUGGAUUAUUGUCUGCAUGUAGCCAUGCUGGCAUGGUGAAGGAAGGGCUCGAAUUUUUAGCUGAAAUGGAUUCAAAAUAUGGGGUACCGCCAUCCGUUGAACACUACACAUGUGUGAUUGACAUGCUUUGUAGAGCAGGGAAGCUCGUGGAGGCUUAUGAUUUAAUGCUAACAAUGCCCUUUAAAGCUGAUCCUGUCGGAUGGAGGGCUUUGCUAGCAGCAUGCCGUAUCUACAAAGAUACAGAUUUGGCUGAGAUUGCAGCAAGUAAGGUGAUUGAACUUGAGCCAGGUCAUUGUGGAAAUUAUGUGUUGAUGUCAAAUGUUUAUGGAGUAGUUGGUCGAUACGAACAAGUAUCUGAGUUGAGACAUACAAUGAGGCAACAAAAUGUGAAAAAGAGACCAGGUUGUAGCUGGAUUGAACUCAUGAAUGGUGUGCAUGUAUUUCUAACGGGUGAUAGGACCCAUCCCCAAACUGAUUUUAUCUAUGCUGGUUUAAAUUCAUUGACAGCAGUUUUGCAAGAGCAAGGCUAUGUCCCGUUGGUCUAGCAUUUGCAAAGUAUGCAUGAAUGCAGGUUUCAGAUACGACAACAUCGGUUUACCAUCUUAUAAAUUGCAGAACUUCAGGACUUAUAAUUGUAGAGGACUAGUUCAGAACAAGGAUUUUGGUAAACAUCGAACCUUGAUUUAUCUCUCAAAACAAUAAACAAUUUGUUGAACUCAUGGUAGUCAUUGAAUUUGGGACCAGAUUUUUUUUCCAUUCUAUACAUACAAACAAAAGCACUUAGAUGUAAAUAUUAAAUUUAACCUUCAGAGUUCAGACACGGUUGUACUUGCUGAGGUUCUCCGUCUCAAUAUUCACACAGGAAACAGUUUUUAA
Messenger RNA from Medicago truncatula (barrel medic), 2406 nucleotides. RefSeq names its product pentatricopeptide repeat-containing protein At3g14730. Bases 189 to 2075 code for a protein of 628 amino acids. NCBI's taxonomy places the organism in Eukaryota, Viridiplantae, Streptophyta, Magnoliopsida, Fabales, Fabaceae. The transcript has a single exon. Gene Ontology annotation, biological process: RNA modification. The record is from RefSeq and is a predicted model, not a curated record. Gene Ontology annotation, molecular function: RNA binding; protein binding.